CCGCCCGCCAUAAUGCAUAUUCGUAAAUUCAUAACAACAACAAACAGCUUAAAUUUAUUUGUUAGAUUUGUCAUAGCUAAGUUGUAGCCUAGUUCCGUGAAAGUUAGUUUUAUUCUUCAAAAAAUUUAUCUAGUUUUACAGGAAGUAUAUUUCCCAUCAUGUGUGAUGAGUUUCAGAGCUCUCACGUAAUCUCAAUGAUGCCUGAGUUGUUAUUACGUGAUCUUGAUGAGAAAUCAAUGAGAUUGUCCAGUGCAGAAAGAUGUUCUGCAGUCGUGAACCUGUGCAGCAAGAGUGCCAUGGAAUUUUGUGAGCUGCAUCAACAAUGCUCGGAAGUGAAGAAAACUCAUCUUAAUACAUGUAAAAAUCUUAAAGAAGAAAUUGAAGAAUUAAAGAAAGAGACUAUUGCCCAGGAAAAUGAGCGACAAAAAUUGAUGAAUCUAAUAGCAAACAUCAAGGAGUCUAUAACAGCAAAUAAACAAGAUGGGGUAACAAAUGAUGAGGAACUAUCACUUCUCAUGCAAAAACUGGCUAUUUUAAGGCAGGAAAUUGAACACAAGAUAGAAGAUAUAUUACAUGAUGUAAAAUCAUUUAGAUUGGGGAUUUUGUACUACAAUAAGUUUCUACAAUGCAAUGUUAUUUCGGUGGGAAAGAAUGAACUACUUUUCACUUUCAAUACCUCAGCAAAGAGUGCCUCUGAUGCUCAUCAUUUCAUCAGGUUUACCACCCAAGAUGGACUCACGUUUCAGUAUGUUGAAAUGUAUCCAAAAUUGAAGAAAGAGCAGAAAUUGAUUGAGAGAUUUCACAAGACAGGAGACAUCCAAGGACUCAUUCUAUCAUUUUGGAAAGCUGUGAAGAAUCUAAGAGAAAUAUAAGUAGUUUUUAAAAGAAAACAUAUUUUGUAUUAUAACAAGGUACAGGGUGUUUAUAAAUUAAUAUCGGAGUUUUAAUGUUGUGUAGUAUUCAUUAUAUAAAACUUAUAAUUUUAUUAUACUUAAUACAUGAAAUUAAAAAGCAACUCAAAUUGUUAUACCUACAAGCUUACAAGUGUUCAAAGUGUGCUCCAUUCAUCACAUGGCACACAUCAAGUUGGUAGCCUAUUUUUUCCCAAUUUUGAUCAAUGUGUCUGGAGUGAUUGUUUCAACAAGUGACGGUUUCAAUCCUGUUUCUCAAGUCGGAUAGGUCAGCUGAUAGUGGAGGCACACAAUCUUUUAUGAAUCCCCAAAGGUAAAAAAUUACAUGGCGUCAGAUUGGGUGAACAUGGAGACCAUGUGAAACAAGCUCUGUCAUUAUGCCCCUUGUAGCCGAUCCAGUGGUCAGGCACAGUGAAGGUUAACCAAUCGCAUACUGAGUUAAGCCAGUGAGAUGGUGCACGAUCUUGCUGCCAAAUUAUGUUCUGUGGUUCAUCUUCUUCCAAUUGAGGAAACAGCCAUAGUUCUAGAGAAAUACUUGUUACUGUUCCUUCUCCAAAAAAGAAAGGUCCAUAAAUGUUCCGCCUAGAUAUCGCACAUAAAAUAUUCAAUUUAGGUCUCACUCCAAUAAUAUAAUCCCUUGAGGGUUUUCUGACCCCCAGAUACGCACAUUGUGUUUUCAAAUGUCCACUGAGGUGAAAUGUUGAUUUGUCACUGAAUACAUGAUCCAGAAAACUUCAUUGUCAUACAACAUUUCGUUUGCAACAUUGGCAUGUAAACCAUAGUCUGCAGACUUUAGAACCUGUAACAACUGGAAACAAUAAGGAUGUAGUUGUAAGCAUUACCGUUGAAGUUUCCAAAUUCUCAUCACUGGAAUUGCUGAUUCAUUACUAACUUUCUGAGCGGAUUUCUGUGGGCUAUGCAUGAAAGUUCCUCUCACUCGUUUAACACUCUCUUCACAAACCGUACUCUUCCCUUUGCAAAGACAGCCAGUAUCUUCAAACUUAUGAUAUCAUAUAUGGGACGUUACUAUCACUUUUUUGCUACUAGCUCUCUGUAAUGGAUGGCGAAAGAAACAUUGUGUCCAAGGUGCAUGCGCACAAGUAACAACAAACGAUUGUUUGAGUUGCUCUUUGAUUUGAUGUAUGAAUUAUAAUUUUAAGUUAUAUGUAGAAAAAACUUCAGUGUUAAAACCCCGAUAUUCAUUUAUAAACACCCAGUGUUGCAAAAAGGAAUACACUAUGUAUUUAAUUAUAUACUGCAUCUCCUUCUUCUACAAAGACUUCAUUCUGUAUUUUUAUAAAGCUGUAACUACACUAAAAUCAAAAUUAGUAACUUUCUGAAGAGAAUUCUUCCUAUCACAUUAAUUUUGUGUUUUUACUGUGUUACAAAUUACUUCUUAUCCUUCUUCUGUACAAUAUUUAAUUAGGUAUUGUAUUAUGUAAAUAUUUUUAUCUACAAUGUUAUUUGCUUAAAAUAUAUUUUAUAUUAUUUCAA
This is a messenger RNA of Homalodisca vitripennis (glassy-winged sharpshooter), 2405 nucleotides long. RefSeq lists its product as uncharacterized. Lineage: Eukaryota; Metazoa; Arthropoda; Insecta; Hemiptera; Cicadellidae. The transcript is spliced from 5 exons. The record is from RefSeq and is a predicted model, not a curated record. The coding region runs from base 159 to 872 and encodes 237 amino acids.